Messenger RNA from Ustilaginoidea virens, 1563 nucleotides. RefSeq lists its product as uncharacterized. Gene Ontology annotation, molecular function: aldose 1-epimerase activity; carbohydrate binding. NCBI's taxonomy places the organism in Eukaryota, Fungi, Ascomycota, Sordariomycetes, Hypocreales, Clavicipitaceae. The transcript has 4 exons. Gene Ontology annotation, biological process: glucose metabolic process; beta-D-galactose catabolic process via UDP-galactose, Leloir pathway. The record is from RefSeq and is a predicted model, not a curated record. The coding region runs from base 1 to 1563 and encodes 520 amino acids.
AUGGCGGCGGAAAUUGUCAUCUGGUCGUCUCUCGGUGGCAUCGGUGGCAUCGGUGGCAUCGGUGGCAUCCCCGUCGAUCCCCCGUCGAUCCCCUGGACUCCCCCGCCCCUGGAGCUUGCCGCCCAUGUCAGCUUGGUAGCGGCCGUUUUUGUCCGACUCGGAGAGCUGCUCCCUGCCUGCUUGUCGACAUUUGCGGUGACGAAGCACAAGUCAGCUAGCGGCAUUGCCACUUCUUCCCUCGGCAUCCUUCACGAAAACGCAGUGCAGCCAGCCAGCCAGCCAGCCAUGGGUUGGAGUUUUCGGCUUGCGGCCUUGGCAGGCCUCGCCCUCCUCCCCUUGUGCCUCUGCGCCACGGCGCCAGACUCGAAUGCCCGCCGCCGAAGCCCCGGACCUGACCGGGACGGCAAGUAUUGGAUCUACGGCGACGGCGUAUACGCCUCCUUCAUCGCGUACGGGGCAUCCGUCUCCAACCUGUUCGUCAAGGACCAGUACGGCAUCGACCGCGACGUCGUGGCCGGCUUCGACAACGCGUCCUACUACGGCCUGGACAGGCUGCAUCCUCAUUUUGGCGGAGUCCCGGGUCGCUAUGCCAACCGCAUCAGGAACUCUACCUUUGCCAUCGACGGCCAGACGUACCACGUCACGCCCAACGAGAACCCGACCAGGGACAGCCCCGGCGGCGUAGACACCCUGCACGGCGGCCCCGACGGCUGGGACUGGCGCAACUUCACCGUCGUGUCUCACUCCGACAGCAGCAUCACCUUCUCCAUCGUCGACCCGGACGGCAAGGAGGGAUUCCCCGGCCAGGUCGUCUCCCUCAUCACCUACGUACUCAACGGGAGGGACUGGGACCUGAGCAUGGUUGCCCAGGCGACGACCAAGAAGACGCCCAUCAUGCUCAGCAGCCACACGUACUGGAACCUGGACGGGUUCGCCAACAACCAGACCAACACGGUCUUGAACCACACCCUGCACAUGCCCUACGCGGGGACGCGCAUCGGCGUCGACAGCAUCCUGGUCCCCACGGGAGACAUGCUGGCAAACAAGAAGGGCGGCGUCAACGACUUUUGGAGCGAGCCGAAGCAGAUUGGCGCCUCUUUUGGCGACGAGGACCUCGAGGGCAACUGCGGCUUGCACUGCGUUGGUUAUGACACUUGCUACAUCAACAACCGCGGAGCCAUGGGCCCAUACGACUGGCGCAAACAAGGCCCCGUCGCCACCCUGUCGUCGGCCUGGUCCGGCAUCCGGCUCGACAUCUACACCGACCAGGACGCCUUCCAGCUGUACUCUUGCAACGCACAAAACGGCACCGUGGCCCUCAAGAAGACGCAGGGUGUGCGGGGCCAGGGCGACGACAAGCACCGGUUUCCGCGCACCAUCCCCAAGUACGGGUGUCUCGUGCUCGAGGUGCAGGAUUACAUUGACGGCAUCAACAACCCGGAGUGGAUGAGAGGGAGGAAGCAGAUUUACGAGCCUGGCGGCGACGCGUACGUGCUGCAGGCCAAGUACCGAUUCAGCCUGACGAGGGAGCACGGCAAUGACGAGAAGAAGUUGUCUCGGUAG